Messenger RNA from Trichophyton verrucosum HKI 0517, 675 nucleotides. RefSeq lists its product as uncharacterized. The coding region runs from base 1 to 675 and encodes 224 amino acids. The transcript is spliced from 4 exons. NCBI's taxonomy places the organism in Eukaryota, Fungi, Ascomycota, Eurotiomycetes, Onygenales, Arthrodermataceae. The record is from RefSeq and is a predicted model, not a curated record.
AUGUCGUUCCCAGCUAUUUUUCGAUGGCUUGUAUCUGCCAUAACAGCACCACAUUCAAAAAUCCGGGGACUGUCUGCACUCCUUCAAUCGCCUGCAAGCAGCCCCAAGAAGGAUGACUACCAUAUCCAACAGGAGAAUAUAAUAAAACUCCUCAAAGGAAGUUCAUAUACAAUCCCUCAUCUUGAGGAAGUCCUUGAAGGAUGGUAUAUGGGAGUCAACCCGGCGUAUGACAAGAUAAAAGCUGAGGAGGGAGAAUUCUUGAAAAAAUGGAUCGAAAGACACAACUUGAGAGAGAUGGCAGUCAAGGUUGACUUAAGUUUAUGCAUUGCUUGUUUUUUCCCUCGAACAACGGAAGAAAAAUUGCAAGUUCUCUUCGAGAAGAUGGCAUGGCAGGACCCCGCUGCUUUCGUAAAAUACUGGCUUGACCCGAGCCGCAGCGGCCCAGAGCCAUAUGUUCUCCCAAGCUGCAUCAUCUAUCGUACCGUUGGUCCCAAGCUUGCUGUGGGUUGGUCAAACGAAUCCAAGGUCCAGUUUCAAAAGACGACAGUUGAAUAUAUUGACUGCUUAAUGGAAGUUAGCAAACAGCGAGAGAAAUACUUACCGUCACUGGAUGAAUACAUUGAAGGAAGGAUAAUCAAUAUCGGGGUCUAUCCAACACUUGACUUGAUACCGUAA